Messenger RNA from Nicotiana attenuata, 1851 nucleotides. RefSeq lists its product as uncharacterized. The record is from RefSeq and is a predicted model, not a curated record. The coding region runs from base 1 to 1851 and encodes 616 amino acids. Lineage: Eukaryota; Viridiplantae; Streptophyta; Magnoliopsida; Solanales; Solanaceae. The transcript has 5 exons.
AUGAUCCACGCGCGUCCUCGUGGGUCGAAAGGUUUGGUGGUCAAGAUGGAUGACAGGACCAACCACCGUUUCUUUGAUAAUUUUUUUUAUGUGCGGACCGAGCAUCUUGUGGCGGACCCGACUGGGUUUCCGGUAGUGUGGAAUUUUGCCCCCGAGAAGGCGCCACCGCCUCCUUUGGUGGGGAUCCCGGAAUGGGUCGAGGCCAUCCUUCCUCAUACAGCGGGAGUUCGUACGUGGGCGACGUUUCAUCGGAGAUUCGGGCGUAGGCCCCUUACAGGGAGGGUUCACAGAGUUAGGGCCCCUCAGUUGGCGUUCCGUCGCCCGGCUGCAUCCGCUCGUAUCAGUGCGGGACCCUCAGCUCGUCCUUCAUCGAGGGCGGCGUCUGUGGAGUCAGUGGCCUUUACCACUCCCACCCAGACUAUGUCUCGGGAUGAGGGUCCAUCUGGCGUCGUUCGUCCUCAAGCUGACUCGCCGUCGACCGGGGAGGAAGAAGGGCCGUUGAAGAGGCGGAGGGUUGGUUUCGAGAUGGCUCCUCCGACAGUAAUCAACUUGGAUUAUCCCCCGGCGAACCCAGAGGAAGGAGUUGCAGCAGCAUCUACCGCCGAAGGGGAACGGAUCGUCGGAGCCGCUCCCGUUAGCCAGGGCCAGGAGGGAUCUGCUGCUACUGCAGCCCGAUCGAGAGUUCUCGCUUUAGAUGUCGCAGAACAUCUCAUUGUAGCGGAGGAUCGUUCCCCUAAUGCUGCCGUCGCGACCUUGAGUGCGCCACUAUCAUCUUCGGCAGCGGAGAGGGGGAAGAGUGCAAUGGUCGAUGAAUACGAGUCAGAGUCUGACUUGGACCCUGAUGACGUUUGGAUGUUCGAGGAAGGCAUUACCCACUCGGUGGUCAAUGCAGGGGGGUCGGCCCGCCUCGUUGAGAUUCCUGCCGACGUGAACUUGUUGACUCAAGGGGGCAGCCUGGUACCUCAAUUCAGUCUACCGUGUUCUGAGGCUGAGAAUGAGUCCCUGAGGAGUGUUUCGGAUGUCGAAGUGAUGGACGAGGUGGCUGUGAUGGGCUUACGGACGUACAUGUUGGAGUUAGAGAACAUUCGUAGGGCCAAUGUCCGGUCGGGGAUCUUUUUGCAGAUGUUGGGAAAAUACCGUCGCUAUCGCGAUAGGUGUCGCGAGUUGCAUGAACGGUUAAGAAAUGAUCCCCGCAACCGGGCAUUGGGCGAAGAGCUGGAGAGGAAGGACCGUGAACUGGCGCAGGUGCUCCGCAGCAGGAGUGAGCUCAAAGAGCAAAUCCGUCUCAAGGAAGAGGAGCUCGAGGCCAGAGCUGCGGAGGUCGACUCUGAAUGGAGAGUGAAGCUGGCUGCACUGGAAGGUAAGGUCGCCGAUUUGGAACGCGUGGAGAGGGAUGCUUCUACGAGGGCGGCGGCCUUCGAGGCGGCGGUCCGUGUUCAUGAAUCCGAGCGAGAGUCGGAGAGGACUACUGCGGCCCUCAGAGAGGCGAGGCUUGAGGAGCGGAUCAGUGAGAUUGAUCAGGAGGCCCAGGUAUUGUCGGAUCGGGUGGCGGCCUUGGAGGAGGAGAAUCAGCGGCUGAGGGCCCUGGUCGGACCGUCCCGUGCUGCUGCUCCUCGCCAGGCUCAUGAACUCUGGGUUUACAUUGAGGCUCAGCGUGACAUUUUCAAGAACUUGUUGGAAGCGGGCAUCGUGUCUGAGGCGGCUUUCGAGGAGGCACGCCAGAAAGCUCGUGAGGCUCGAGUCAACUGCGGAUAUGAUGUGGCGACGCCCGAAGCCGAUGGUGGUGCAAGUGGCGAUGAUGAUAGUCCUUAUGGAAGUGAUGAUGGCGACGGCGAUAUUGGCGCCGAGUGA